Arabidopsis arenosa is the source of this 1235-nucleotide messenger RNA. Lineage: Eukaryota; Viridiplantae; Streptophyta; Magnoliopsida; Brassicales; Brassicaceae. The record is from the annotation of a GenBank genome assembly.
GAUCGGAAAAACUUCCAAGAUGAAUUGCGGCGCGGCGGUUUACGGACGGAAACGCGGACUGAUACUUCUUCGUGUAGGCAGAAACUUUUCCAGAUCCUUUUGCUCUUCUUCUUCUCCAUUAUCUGAACAUGAAUGUUUCAUCAAGGAUAUAGCAAAAGCUCAGCCUCCUAAGCAUCUGACGCAGCUGCUGAACAUAUUCAUAGCUAGAGGUAAAUCCAUAGUUUCUCCUGGUGCCAAGGAAGGCUUGUUACCUCUUACUAUUCCGUUGGUGCGAAUGAGUCCAGGUUCAUCAAUUGCUCUACUACGGUGGCCAACAGCUCCUCCUAGUAUGGAGAUGCCUGUGGUGGAAGUUCAGAAACAUGGGGUUUGGUUUCUAGCCAAUAAUGUUGAUCAGUUCAUUCACAGAAUAUUGGUGGAAGAAGAUGUUUCUAAACCCGAAGAAUCCAGUCAAGAAAUCUUCAAUGCUGUAGGUGAAGCUGGGUUGAAACUUUACAGUAAGGGUGACUUCGCCAGUUCAAGACUGAUGGAUUUAGAUGCCUAUCUUUUAAGAAAGGUUGGACUGUUUCCGGAUUCUCUAGAACGAAAAGUUAUUCGACAUAUCGAGAAUGGAGACCAUGUUUCAGCUUUGGUGGCUACCGAGUUUUAUACAAAGAGAGGGAACUUUCCCGGAUUUGCCCGGCCUUUUGCUUUCAAUGCAAAGGUUUUGUUGAAACUUGGGCGUAGCUUAGAAGCGAAAGACGCAGCUAGGGGUGCUUUGAAAUCUUCGUGGUGGACCUUAGGAUAUAGAUACGAGGAAAUUGCGCGGAUAGCUGAGUGGGGAGAUGAGCAAAUUGCGCAGUAUAAGGAGAGAGUUACAGGAGAAGGAAAACAACGGGAUAUAGACAGGGGAAAGCCAAUGGCUCAGGCAUCUUUGGACGAGGCUGCGUUCUUACUGAAUCUAGCAUCACUUGAAGGGACAUGGGACGAAUCACUGGAUCGGGUUGCUCAAUGCUACAAGGAAGCUGGACUUAACGACAUCGCCAAGUUUGUUCUAUACAGAAACUGAGAAAUUCCUUUUAAAGGCCACAAAAUUGACAGUUUGUUCUUUGAGACCUGAGAUGACAUUAUAUCAAAUGAUCUUUGCAUUUGGUGUCUACGUUGAAGAUUUACAUUAACCCUGCUAAAGAUUCAUUGGGUCAAGAUUACUGAUUGUAUCUUUUCUGAGACAAAAAGUGAAAUAAAACAGAAAGAUCAUC